AUGGAGUUCUAUAGGAUCCUUUCAGCUACCUUGUUGUCUCUGCUGUUUCUUACAUGCAAUGCUUCUAAUUCCAAGUUAUUCCGGGAGUAUAUCGGUGCGGAAUCCAACUCGAUGAAGCUCUCCGACGUGCCUAUAAACUCGAAAGUCGAAUUUCACUUCAUUCUGGCCUUUGCAAUUGACUAUACCGAUGACAAUCAUCCAUCACCUACAAAUGGGAAGUUCAAUGUAUUUUGGGAAACCAACCACUUGGGUCCAGGCCAAAUUGGCUCAUUUAAAGGUAGCAACUCAAAUGUGAAAAUUGCUGUUAGCUUAGGGGGUGAUAGUGUAGGUAGUGGCAAAGCCUUUUUUGCACCUAAAUCAAAGACAUCUUGGGUUCAAAAUGCUGUUUAUUCACUUACUUAUAUGAUCAAUAAGUACCAUAUCGACGGCAUCGACAUCGACUACGAACACUUCAAGGCCAGCCCUGAAAUGUUUGCAGAGUGUAUUGGACAGCUUAUAACAAUCCUGAAAAAAAGUGGGACUAUUUCAUUUGCUUCAAUUGCUCCCUAUGAAGAAAUUAAUAGCCACUACUUAGCUUUGUGGAGGAAAUAUGGGCAUGUGAUUGACUAUGUAAAUUUCCAGUUUUAUGCCUAUGAUAAGCUCAGUGUUUCCCAUUUUAUAAGUAACUUCAAAAAGCAAGCCUCUAAUUAUGAGGGAGGCCAAUUGUUGGCCAGCUUUGAGAGCGGUGGCGGUGGCGGCCUAAAACCGGCUAAUGGUUUUUUCGAAGCCUGUAAUGAGUUGAAAGAUCAAGGAAAGCUCGGUGGCAUCUUUAUAUGGUGUGCUGAGGAAUCAAAAAACAAGGGGUUUCAAUAUGAGAAGAAAUCUCAAGAUCUACUUGCUGCAUGA
Gossypium arboreum is the source of this 885-nucleotide messenger RNA. RefSeq names its product chitinase 2-like. Gene Ontology annotation, molecular function: hydrolase activity, hydrolyzing O-glycosyl compounds. The record is from RefSeq and is a predicted model, not a curated record. NCBI's taxonomy places the organism in Eukaryota, Viridiplantae, Streptophyta, Magnoliopsida, Malvales, Malvaceae. The transcript has 2 exons. Gene Ontology annotation, biological process: carbohydrate metabolic process. Bases 1 to 885 code for a protein of 294 amino acids.